GUUCACUUGCACGGCUUAUGACCAUUACUUUUAUAUUCCUGUUAUUUAGGUUGGAGAAUCAAAGCUUGUGCUAGAGAUAGGACAGACAAAUCUUCAGCACCAAAAUGCCAAGCCAUAUACUGAUGAUAUGAUUCUUUCUAUGGCGCUGGCUGAGUGUGCAGUUGCGAAGAUUGGCUUUGAGAAGAAAAAAGUAUCUCAAGGUUUCGAAGCUCUUGCUCGUGCCCAGUGUCUUCUAAGAAGUAAACCAUCUCUUUCGAAAAUGACACUGCUAUAUCAGGCAUGGAACACAAUCCUGAGGAUGCUUGUCAUGGUUUCUAGAUUGAAGAAUCUCUUGAAGAGCUUGCGCCAGCUUGCACCUUGGAACUACUGAGCAUGCCACAGGCUCCUGAACAUGUUGAUAGAAGACGAGGUGCAAUUUCAGCUUUGCGUGAAUUGCUCAGGCAGGGUCUUGAUGUUGAAGCUUCAUGCCAAGUACAGGACUGGCCUUCCUUUCUGUGCCAAGCAUUUGACAGUUUGCUGGCUAAAGAGAUUGUUGAUCUUCUUCCUUGGGAUAACUUAGCUGUGAUGCGAAAGAAUAAGAAGACGAUUGAAUCACAGAAUCUAAAGGCAGUAAUAGAUUCUAAUUGUUUUUAUAGAGUUUUUAAAGCUCAUAUGGCAAUUGGGUUUUCCAGCAAGCAGAAAGAGUUGAUUAACAAAGCAAAAGGAAUAUGCGAAUGUUUGAUAGCUUCAGAGGGUAUUGAUCUGAAAUUCGAGGAAUCUUUUUGCUUAUUCCUACUUGGUCAGUGCACGGAGGCUGAGGUGGUUGAAAAGCUUAAACAACUUGAGUUAAACUCAAAUCCCAAAAAUAAUUCAGUCUUGGGGAAGGCAAUAAUGGAUGCUUCUGCCGUAAACCCAUCAUUGGAAAUUUGGCUGAAGGAUUCAGUUCUUGCAUUAUUUCCGGAUACUAAAGAUUGUUCUCCAGCUUUGGGCCAUUUCUUUAAUGCUCAGCAGAAAUUUUCUGGAAGCAAGAAUUCUAAAGGAGGAGCUCAACAAAUGUUGCCCACUAUAUGUCAUAGACCUCUAUCCUCAUCUGGAUCCUUGGAACGAAGAGAAGUUGAGGAAUCUCGCUCAUACAUGAGCUCUUCUCCUACUGUAGGGUUUGCUGUCAAGCAGCUGACUCCUACUGAUUUGCGGAGUUCAUUGCUAUCAGGUAGAAAUGAAAAUGUAAGCAAUCCUAUAGAGCCACCAGUUCAAGUGAAAAGGAACCUUGGUAGUCAUCGGAGUUCAGGAAUUUGGCAUGGUUACUUCCCUCAAGGACACAUAUUUGGAAGAAUAACAUACUUUACUGUAUUGGGUUGUAUUGCAUUUGCUUCCAUUAAGUUGUCAGGAAUUGGCGUAAGCAAGACUCUUAUUGGUUCUCAUUCGGCUUUUACUAAAGCAAAUGAUAACAUUAAUUGGGCUGCAGAUUCAGCUGACAACCCUGUAGGCCCAGCUUAUAUUAGGCAAAGUACUGUGGCCAACAAACUGAAGAGGAUCCUUUUGAUGUUUAAGAUACAUUUGUUGCAGCAACCAGGUGCCCGAAAUCAUGAUUUACGUACGACCAGUACCUCGUCUUCUAUUAAUAUUUCCAGAAGGCCAAUGCCUGUGGAAGAAGCAGAAACCAUUGUUAGGCAAUGGCAAACAAUCAAAGCUGAAGCUUUGGGACCUAGCCAUGAAGUUAGUUCCCUAGCUCAAGUUCUUGACGAAUCAAUGCUUGCUCAGUGGAACGGUUUGGCCACUGCUGCAAAAGAAAGAUCCUGUUACUGGAGAUUUCUUUUGCUCAAGUUAUCCAUCAUUCGAGCUGACAUUCUAUCAGAUGGAAAUGGAGCUGACAUGGCAGAAAUAGAAGCUCUCUUAGAGGAAGCAGCUGAACUCAUUGACGGUUCUCGGCAAAAGAACCCUAACUAUUAUCUCUCUUACAAAGUCAAGUAUGCUAUGAAGAGGCAAGACGAUGGAUCAUGGAAGUUCUGUGAAAAUGAUAUAAUAGAAACACCAUGACGUUUGGCUGAUUAUUACUAUGCCACGCCAGGGUAACUUAUGUUGCACACCUAACUUGGUUCCUCCCCUAACCUUCUGUUUUCUGGAGCCUUAAAUUUCAAAUACAGAUCUCCAUUCAGGUCAAUGAUGACACCUAAGUAUUUCACUUUACACAAUAUAAGAUCCUACACCCCCUCUUCUUUAUGAUCUUUACCUGUAAGAAAUUCAUUGGGAUUUAUAUGAUCCUACUGAUUGAUUCGAAUUCAUUGUGAUGUAUCAGAAAAAAAAUGAAAAAAAUAACAUUUCUGAUUCAA
Messenger RNA from Vigna umbellata (rice bean), 2309 nucleotides. The record is from RefSeq and is a predicted model, not a curated record. Lineage: Eukaryota; Viridiplantae; Streptophyta; Magnoliopsida; Fabales; Fabaceae.